Medioppia subpectinata is the source of this 1123-nucleotide messenger RNA. The record is from the annotation of a GenBank genome assembly. NCBI's taxonomy places the organism in Eukaryota, Metazoa, Arthropoda, Arachnida, Sarcoptiformes, Oppiidae.
UUAUUAUUAUUGAAACCAAAAUUAUAAGAAUAGAGCAAAGAAUUGGCGGCAAUUGGAUUAUUAUUCACUUAUUUUGUAUGAAUUGAUAAACCAGUAGUGGGUCAGUAGUGAUACCCCCUUCCCAUCAACCAGUGUUUUAAACUGCUUUUAAACUAAAGCCAAUCAAAUUAUAUAAGACUUAAAAUGAUGGACGAACACCUCUUCCCUGCUCUGGCCAACAAUAAGGCGCUACAAGAUACCCUUCCGCGUUGUAAUGGAUGCGAUGGCGUUAUAUUUGAUAGAUUUAUAUUAAAGUUAGGCCACGACAACGAAAGGCAUACGUGUUGGCACUCAGGCUGUUUAGUGUGUUGUGACUGUCAUUCAAGCCUAACUGUAAAGUGUUAUAUGAGGAACGGACAGCCCUAUUGCAAAGAUGACUUCUAUAAACGAUUCGCCAAAACAAAAUGUGCAAAUUGUGAACUUGGAAUAGCGCCGACAGCUAUUGUAAGACGAGCUCAGGAUAACGUCUAUCACAUGCAUUGUUUUAAUUGUAUACUUUGUAAAAGAGCUUUAAAUACCGGCGAUGAAUUUUAUUUAAUGGAAGAUAACAAAUUGGUUUGUAAGACAGACUAUGAAUCAGCAAAGCAACGAGAGUCGUCGUCUAAAAGACCCCGGACUACGAUUACAGCCAAACAAUUGGAAACACUGAAAAUUGCUUACAAUAACUCUCCAAAACCUGCCCGACAUGUAAGGGAACAACUCAGUCAUGACACGGGAUUAGAUAUGAGAGUCGUCCAGGUAUGGUUUCAAAACAGAAGAGCGAAAGAGAAGAGACUGAAAAAGGACGCACACGGCGGACAUGUGUCCAAAAGUCAUCACUUGGGCAGCGGUUCGAGUAAUAAUCGAUGGCAUAGUGUUAACAGUAACAGUCUAUCAGUGGAUGCGAUGCCGCCUUCAAAUGCCUCGUCAGCAAUACUGGCCAACGAGACGUCCACAUCCUGUUCCUCAUGGUUUGACGACGCGAUCAUCGAUGACAGCGAAGACGAGUCUGUUUUGACUCAACCCUAUUAACCACUGCUUUCUUAUAAUAUAAGUUACAUUUUGUGCUUAAUUUUGUUAUUUUGUAUAAAGCAUUCAAUUAAAG